AGAAUGAGAUGUCAUUAUUUAAUUGUCAAUACAAAGAAAAUUAAUGAGAUCGUUGAAAAUAAUUGAUUUCAAAUGUUAUUAAUUGUUAAAAAACGAAUGUAAAUAUGGCAAAUACUGGUCUAUUGCCAUUUGUGCGAGGAGUAGAUUUUACUUGCAAUGAUUUUAGCGAUGGUAAAUUUCCUGAUGCGAUUCGGUAUAUGACAGGCCUGCAAUGGCUUCGACUCGAUAAAACAAAUUUAACGGAUGUCCCCGAGGAAUUGGGAAAGCUCAUGAAAUUGGAAAACUUAUCGCUGAAGAAAAAUGAUUUAGAGAAACUAUUUGGGGAAUUGACAGAACUGAAAUGCCUGAGGUCAUUAAAUGUAAGGCAUAAUAAGGUAAAAAGUUCUGGGAUUCCUGCUGAGCUAUUUCACUUAGAGGAGUUGACAACACUUGACCUCUCUCACAAUAGACUCAAGGAAGUACCAGAAGGAUUAGAAAAGGCUAAAUCAUUGCUUGUAUUAAAUCUUAGCCACAACAAGAUUGAAAGCAUCCCACCCACAUUAUUUGUGCAAUUAACGGAUCUACUGUUUUUGGAUUUGUCCAAUAAUGUUUUGGAGACUCUGCCCCCUCAGACUAGAAGACUGGUGAACUUGCAAACUCUCAUUCUAAAUGACAACCCACUAGGUCUAUUUCAGUUGAGGCAAUUACCUUCACUACAAAGCUUGGAAACACUGCACAUGCGUAAUACACAGCGCACACUCGCCAACCUGCCUACAUCUCUGGACACCCUAUGUAACUUAUCUGACGUGGACUUGUCAAUGAAUGCCCUCACCAAGGUUCCUGACGCGUUGUAUUCAUUGCAGAACUUGAAGAGGCUUAACCUUAGUGAUAAUGAGAUUAAUGAAGUUUCCUCAGCAAUGGACAUCUGGCAGAAGUUGGAAAGUCUCAAUCUAUCACGUAACAAACUCACUGCAUUGCCAGCAUCAUUAUGUAAAUUGCAAAACUUGAGGAGGCUUCACGUUGAUGAUAAUCAGUUGGACUUUGAGGGAAUACCAUCAGGGAUUGGCAAGCUUGGAGCCCUGGAGGUGUUUUCUGCUGCAAAUAACUUAUUGAAGAUGAUACCGGAGGGACUUUGCAGAUGUGGAUCCCUCAAAAAACUAAAUUUAAGCUGCAAUAAGCUAAUAACAUUGCCAGAUGCGAUACAUUUGCUGAGUGAUUUAGAAAGUCUACAAUUACAUGGCAACCCAGAACUAGUUAUGCCGCCGAAACCUGUGGAGAGGCCGAAGGGUUCUGGCCUUCAGUACUAUAAUGUGGACUUCUCUCUACAAACCCAGUUGCAGUUGGCUGGGGCUGCCACUCCGGAAUUAGCAGCACCAAGUUGCAACGGCAAGUCGGACCCGAUAGCGCGCAAGCUGCGCCUGCGCCGUGGUCGCGCGGAGCCCGAGCAGAAGGACUCCGCGGUGAUCCUGCGCGGCAUGCAGGAGCAGGCCAACACGCAGAACGCGAACGAGCUGCGCGAUCAGCCCAAUAGCGAGCUCAAGCCAAAGCGCUGGGACGAAAGCUUAGAGAAGCCGCCAUUGGACUAUUCGGAGUUCUUUGAUGAGGACACGGGCCAGACGCCAGGCUUACAAGUGUGGGAGAUCGAGAACUUUAUCCCAGCCCCUGUUGACGAAGUAGCGCACGGAAAAUUCUUCGAAGGCGACUGUUACAUCAUUUUGAAAACGUCAAUUGAAGAGCAAGGACAGCUUUCUUGGGAUAUUCAUUUCUGGAUCGGAUCUAAAGCUACGCUGGACAAAGGCGCAUGUGCGGCGAUGCACGCGGUGAACCUGCGCAACUUCCUGGGCGCGAAACGCACGCAACGCCACGAGCAAGCGGACGAGACGCCGGAGUUUUUGGCGUUGUUCCCUUUACCGCCUGUUUAUAUUAAUGGUAGUAGGACACCAUCAGGAUUCUUCACUGUGGAUGAUCCGCACUAUGUAACACGUUUGUACCGUGUUCACGGAGCUGGCAGUAGUAUCCACUUAGAGCCAGUGGCCGUAGAAGCUGCUUCACUCGAUCCGAGAUACGUCUUUGUCCUGGAUACAGGACUGAUUAUAUAUUUAUGGAAUGGCAAAAAAGCCAAGAAUACGCUCAAAUCGAAAGCUCGACUGUUCGCGGAGAAAAUCAACAAAGAAGAAAGGAAGAAUAAGGCUGAAUUAAUUACGGAACCUCCAGGCAAGGAGCCCAGAAGCUUUUGGGAAGUUCUUGGUUACGAUGGAGAUAUGCCGUUUGUUCCUGAGGAGCAUGUGCCUGAGGACUUCAGCUGGCCAGCGCCGAGGCUGUACCGCGUGGAGCUGGGCAUGGGCUACCUGGAGCUGCCACAAGCGGAGGGCGCUCAGCUGGCCCGCGACGUGCUCGCCACGCGCAACGUGUACAUACUGGACGCGCGCACCGACGUGUUCGUGUGGUUCGGCAAGAAGUCGUCCCGCUUGGUUCGCGCGGCGGCGGUGAAGCUGGCGCAGGAGCUGUUCAACAUGGUGCCGCGCCCGCAACACGCGCUCGUCACGCGACUGCAGGAGGGCACAGAGACACAGGUGUUCAAGACAUACUUCCUGGGUUGGGAGGAGGUGAUCGCAGUGGACUUCACACGCACUGCCGAGUCCGUAGCUCGCACCGGAGCCGACCUGGCUGGAUGGGCAAGAAACCAAGAGACCAAAACGGAUCUAUCAGCGUUAUUCACGCCCCGCCAACCGGCGAUGUCAGCGGCUGAAGCAAAAACCCUCGCAGACGAAUGGAACGAAGAUCUAGAAGCAAUGGAAGCUUUCGUUCUAGAAGGAAGGCAUUUUGACCGACUGCCAGACCAAGAACUAGGAGUGUUCUAUAGCCACGAUUGCUACGUGUUUCUCUGCAGAUACGUGGUACCUGCGGUUGAUGAUGAUGAAGAAGAAAUCGAUGAGGAUGUUGAGGCUGAAUCUGCGUCCUGGGUUGUGUACUUCUGGCAAGGAAGGAAGGCUCCCAAUAUGGGCUGGUUGACUUUCACGUUCGGCUUGGAGAGGAAGUUCAAACAGCUUUGUAAGAGACUGGAUGUGGUCAGGACGCAUCAGCAGCAAGAGAGUUUAAAGUUUAUGGCGCAUUUUAAGAGGAGAUUCAUUAUAAGGGAUGGCAAGCGGAACGCGAAAGUGGAGGGCCGACAACCAGUGGAACUAUUUGAGCUCCGUAGCAAUGGGUCCGCGCUGUGUACCCGACUCGUGCAGGUCAAAGCUGAUGCCACACAACUUAACUCGGCUUUCUGCUACAUAUUGAACGUGCCGCUAGAGGGCGCCAAGGAGACGUCGUCGGCGAUCGUGUACGCGUGGAUCGGCGCGCACAGCGACGCGGACUCCGCGAGACUCAUCGAGCUCAUCGCUGAGGAGAAGUUUAAUAGCCCGUGGGUCAGCUUGCAGGUGUUAACAGAAGGCAGCGAACCAGACAACUUCUUCUGGGUGGCGCUGGGCGGCCGCAAGCCGUACGACACCAGCGCUGACUUCCUCAACUACACGCGACUGUUCCGAUGCUCCAAUGAGAAGGGAUACUUUACUGUCUCCGAGAAGUGCACUGAUUUUUGUCAGGACGACCUGGCGGACGACGACAUUAUGAUCCUCGACAACGGCGAGCAAGUGUUCCUGUGGCUUGGUGCUAAAUGUUCUGAGGUUGAGAUCAAACUAGCUUAUAAAUCAGCCCAGGUAUACAUUCAGCACAUGAACACAGUGCAACCAGACAGACAAAGAAAGCUGUUCCUCACACUGAAAGACAAAGAGUCUCGCAGGUUCACCAAGUGCUUCCACGGCUGGGGAGAGCAUAAACGACCUCCGGAAUAAGAAUUAUCAACAGUAUUAAUUAAUGCAUUGAUAUAGUGUUGCCAUUACUAAAUAUUAAAAUUAUGUAGAUGUUUUGUUGGCGCAUCUUUAGUAUUUUUAAAUUGUGUAUGCCUUCAAUACUCUUCCUGUCUGAUAUUACA
Colias croceus (clouded yellow) is the source of this 3955-nucleotide messenger RNA. RefSeq names its product protein flightless-1 (gene fliI). Gene Ontology annotation, biological process: myofibril assembly; barbed-end actin filament capping; actin polymerization or depolymerization. Bases 105 to 3815 code for a protein of 1236 amino acids. Gene Ontology annotation, cellular component: cytoplasm; nucleus; actin cytoskeleton. Gene Ontology annotation, molecular function: phosphatidylinositol-4,5-bisphosphate binding; actin filament binding. Lineage: Eukaryota; Metazoa; Arthropoda; Insecta; Lepidoptera; Pieridae. The transcript is spliced from 22 exons. The record is from RefSeq and is a predicted model, not a curated record.